CACAGCUUCACUCUUCAGCAAUCACCACUACCAUUACCACCACCACAACUCAAAACACAAAAAACCUCCCAGCCCCCCUUUAAAAACCGCAAAAAUGGUCUCCCUAACCACCACCCUCCUCACCUUAGCCCUAGGCGCAAGCCAAGCCCUGGCCUACGCCGGCGACAUGACAUACUACACGCCCGGGCUCGGGGCCUGCGGAAAAUGGAACUCAGAAUCCGACCACAUCGUCGCAUUAGCACCCGCGCAAUACGGCUACGACGCCAACCCCAACAAGGCCAAAGUCUGCGGACGGAAGAUAAACAUCCACUACGGGGACAAGACCGCAACCGCUACUGUGACUGAUAAGUGCCCUGAGUGCGCUUCUGGAUCUAUCGAUGUUAGUCCCGCUGUUUUCAAGGAGCUCGCUUCGCUUGAUGCGGGACGUGUUCAGGUUACUUGGAACUACGCUUAAAGUAGCGUGUUGAAUACGGAGAAGAUGGUGUGGUUGUGGGGUGUUUAGAUAGUUAGAAUGGGGUAUGGGUGGUUGGACUUGGCUAUAGAUGGGGGCAACGGGAA
Messenger RNA from Hypoxylon trugodes, 558 nucleotides. Its product is annotated as RlpA-like double-psi beta-barrel-protein domain-containing protein-containing protein. NCBI's taxonomy places the organism in Eukaryota, Fungi, Ascomycota, Sordariomycetes, Xylariales, Hypoxylaceae. The record is from RefSeq and is a predicted model, not a curated record. The coding region runs from base 95 to 454 and encodes 119 amino acids. The transcript has a single exon.